Molecule: messenger RNA, 2483 nt
Organism: Solea solea (common sole)
Lineage: Eukaryota; Metazoa; Chordata; Actinopteri; Pleuronectiformes; Soleidae
Product: coxsackievirus and adenovirus receptor homolog
Exons: 3
Coding region: 82-1134 (350 amino acids)
Biological process (GO): homotypic cell-cell adhesion
Cellular component (GO): basolateral plasma membrane; bicellular tight junction; intercalated disc
Molecular function (GO): cell adhesion molecule binding
Source: RefSeq, a predicted model, not a curated record
GAUUGAGUUUUCUGCAAAAAGUGCACUUGUUCCAGUUUUCAAGGAUUGUGCUGAUAUCCACACAGUAAGAAAAGUGCAAGCAUGGCCAGCAGAACUUAUAGAAGGAGCCCUGAAAUGACCAUGUGGAAUUGGCUUAUUUUCAUUCUUCCAUCCACUUGUGGACUCAAUGUUAUCAGCUCAGUGUCUCACUAUCAUGCAGUUCAAGGUGUUGGUGUCAACCUUGGAUGUGAUUUUACCCUGGCUCCUGAGGAGUUGGAUUUUUUGGACAUCAAAUGGACCUUCAGGCCUCCGGAUAGUCAAGAAAAGCUCCUCCUCUGGUAUGAAGGACAUUCAGUAGUAGACCUUAGUGGCAGCAAAGGGAGGAUCCACUUUGAUAUGCUGCCUCCUCAAGAUGGUGAUGCUUCAUUAAUCUUACAGAACCUUAAGCUUGCAGACACAGGCACUUACCGGUGCAAGGUGAAGACAUCCACUGGAGUUGAAAGCAGUACAAUGCAGCUGACAGUGAUAAAGGAGGUACCUAAGCCAAAAUGUGGUGUCUCUGGUAAUGCCACGGUCGGCAACGAUGUGAUGCUGCACUGCGGGUUCCCCGAAGACACAGAGUCCCGGGGCUUCUCCUGGAAGAAAAUCUCUGGAGAUGGGAUGUUUCCCCGCUUCUCAUCUUUGGACAAGACUCGAGGAGACUUGUAUAUCAAAGACUUGAAAACAAGGGAUGCUGGAACCUACCGCUGCACAGCUGGAAGUCCUUUCAGUGUGGAGCACUGUGAUGUUUUCCUCCAGACAAAAUCAUCUAAAUCCACGGCGUCAUCAGUGGUUACUCCAACUGUGAUUUUCAUCAUCAUUGUCAUCAUCAGUAUCCUUGUCCUCAACAUCACAGUUAUUAUUGCUUGCGUCUGCAGAAUAAAACGUGGAAAUAAAACCAUGGCGGUUACAUGUCUUCCACACGAGGACUUUGCAGAGGUAUCCCUGAUUCCAGAGCGUCCAAUUUACCUAAUCCCCACAUUGCAUGUUUUUGGACUGUGGGAGGAAGCCGGAGAACCCGGAGAGAACCCACGCACACACGGGGAGAACAUGCAAACCCGGGUCUUCUCACUGCAAGGCGAGAGUGCUAACCACUACUCCACCGUGUGGCCAUGAAGAUAAUAGUGAUCAUGAUAAUUGUUAUGAAUGUUAUUGAUUAGUGAAAUGCUCCUGGCCCCUAUUUUCAUCUCUUUCCUCUCUUUAAUGUGAUGUGAAGGCCUCACCUACUUAUUGUGAGGGUGUGAGGGUGAGAUUUGGGACUGGGCCACUGUCACUCUGUCCUGACUUACAUGAAGUGAACAUAGCCAUCGUACCUGUGAUCAGUGACACCUGUGCUUUUCCUGCUCAAACCUGUCAGGGUGUCUGCGCUGUAAAAGGCCUGUGACUCUCACAGUGAUCGUGACAGCAGGUGCUGCGCUGGUGAAGCCAUGCUUCACUGAAACGUGGUCGGAAACAUGGUCCAACUGUGUGACUGGACUGCAUGACAGUAUUCCUAUUCCUAUUUCUGGAGAAGCGCUCUGCUGUCUGGUGUCUUAAGUUUUACCCAUUCAUUUUUGGAAAUUUAAAGAAAAUGCCUGUGGGGAAAUCCACAGACGCACAGUCUUCCCCAAUCCCGGCUGACAGGUCAUCAGUCCAUAGACAUCUCGACACGUAGAGACAAACAACCAUUAACUCUGACACCCCCUCCACCUACGGUCAAUUUAGAGUGUCUAAUUUGCCUAAUCCCCAAAUCUGCAUGUCUCUGUGGGAGGAAAUCAGAGAACCCGGAGGAAAACCCACGCUCACAUGGGGAGAACAUGCAAACUCCAUGAUGAAAGACCCUUGUGCUGAACAGGUCACAAAACGGGUCUAAGGAAAGGGUGCUACUCACUACAAGCCUAAUGCUUAUAAAUAUUUAUAGUUAGUAGCUAACAGUUUCUCUGAAUUUACAAGAAAAAAAAUAAAUGUUUAUGGAGAAAAGAUCUUGUUAACAAAAAACAAAAAGAAUGGAAAUUUCAAAGAAAUAACAAGACAAUUCAGAAAAAUUGAGUCAAAAUUACGUUUCAUUAUUUAUUUAUUUAGUUUCCCACUUGAAUGCAACACUCUCAUUCUCAGUGUCCCCUCAGAAAGAAGUCAAGUUUAAAACCAGUCCAUCACUUGUGCGCCGUGGCUCAGACAAUGCAGUUAGCUCCCCCUACUGUACUGGGAAGGAAAACUGUCUUGUCAGGUAUUUUACAUUGACGGUCCCUUGACAUCGCAGUGCAUCUACAGUUACAGCUUAGUUUCAUGUCUCCGCACACCUGCUUUGUUUUCGAUGCGCGCUGAUUCAAGUUUACAUUUUACUUCCCAGUCUCAGUAUAACAUUUUUAAAGAGCAGACACAUUUUUUUCUUCACUGUUUUCUCCCUCACUCUCUCCUCUCCUCCUCAUUGUAGGAUCCCUCUGCAGCGACUGACUCCCUCAAAUAAAAGAUAUUAACCGAGCAUA